CCGAGCCAAUCGCUUCCUUUGUGCCCACGGUGCCACCGAGAGCUCGUUCCCCCCUCCUGCGUUGAUUAUUCCUCUUGCGAUUCUCUCCAACCAAAGGCACACGAGGAGGCUUAUUUUACGAGAGACCCUCACAUCCACGCCAUGGACAAACCAACGCUCAAUUCGUCCCACAGCAAAGAGGAAAUCCAGCCUCUCCGUUACCUAAGCAGACCAGAAGCCCUUGCGAUCGAGAAAGAGCUGGUGGAAGAGUUCAGAUUUGGCCAACAGCAACUUAUCGAGAUUUGGGGCCACGCUUGUGCCAUGGCGGUCACGAAGGUUUUCCCCCGGAGGUCCCUCCCAAAAAAGCAGCCCACGCUUCUGGUGGUCUGUGGCUGCGAACAGAACGGGGCCAUCGGAUUGGCCUGCGCCCGGCACCUGCGUGUUUUCGAAUACGAGCCCACCGUCUUUUACCCGAAACGGUCCUCCAACCCCCUCUACCGAGACUUCACCACCCAGUGCGAGAAAAUGGACAUUCCUUUUCUAUCCUACCUACCUACGGAGGUCCAGCUCAUUAGCGACGCCUACAAUCUGGUCGUUGACGCCGUCCUCGGAGUCGAGUCCAACCCGGGCGAGAUCCUCGAGCCGUACAGCACCAUAUUGGCCAUCCUCAAGCAAAUCCACGUCCCUCUGGUCAGCCUGGAUGUCCCUUCCGGGUGGGACGUGGAGACGGGCGGCAGCAGCGACGGCCUCAGCCCCGACGUCCUCGUCUCGCUUUCGGCCCCGAAACAGUGCGCCACCCGCUUCGUGGGCAAACACCACUUCGUCGCCGGGCGCUUCCUCCCCUACGACGUCCAGAAGAAAUUCGAACUCAAUUUGCCCGACUUUCCGGGCACGGAAUGCGUAGUUUCCCUUUAGAGCGAACCGACAUGGAUACCAACCCCAGAUUCGCUCCGUACGUUGCGUCGGAUUAUCCGAUUCGCUCCGUAAAUUGAGUCGGAUGAUCCGAUUCGUUCCAAAUGUCACUUCGGAUUAUCCGAUUCACUCCAUACGUUGCAUCGGAUUAUCUGAUUUGUUCCGUACGUUGCAUCGGAUGAUCCGAUUCGUUCCGUACGUUGCAUCGGAUGAUCCGAUUCGUUCCGUAUGUUGCGUCGGAUUGUCCAAUUCAUUCAGAACGUCGCGUUGGAUUAUUCAAUUCAUUCCGUACGUUGCGUGGAUGAUCUGAUUCGUUCCAUAUGUUGCAUCAGAUUAUCCAAUUUGCUCCGUACGUUUCGUAGGAUUAUCUGUUUCACUCCGUAUGUUGCAUCAGAUUAUCCGAUUCAUUCUGAAUGUUGCGUCGGACUAUCUGAUUCACUCGUACGUUACGUCAGAUGAUCCGAUUCGUUCCAUACGUUGCGUCGGAUUAUCCGAUUAGCUCCAUACUUUCCGUCGGAUUUUCCCAUUCACUCUGUACGUUGCGUCUAAUUAUCCGAUUCACUCCGUACAUUGCGUGGGAUUAUCUGAUUCACUCCGUACGUUGCAUCAGAUUAUCCAAUUCACUCCGUACUUUGCGUCGGAUUAUCCGUUUCACUCCGUACGUUGCGUCGGAUUAUCCGAUUCGCUCCGUACGUUGCGUCUGAUUAUCUGAUUCGUUUUGUACUUUCCGUCGGAUUAUCUGAUUCGCUCUGUACGUCGCGUCUGAUUAUCCAAUUUGCUCCGUACAUUGCGUCUGAUUAUCCGAUUCACUCCGUACAUUGCGUUGGAUUAUCCAAUUCCCUCUGUACGUUGCGUUGGAUUAUGCGAUUAGCUCCAUACUUUCCGUCGGAUUUUCCGAUUCACUCUGUAUGUUGCGUCUAAUUAUCCGAUUCACUCCGUACAUUGCGUGGGAUUAUCUGAUUCACUCCGUACGUUGCGUCUGAUUUUCUGAUUCGCUCUGUACUUUCCGUCGGAUUAUCUGAUUCGCUCAGUGUGUUGCGUCGGAUUAUCUGAUUUGCUCCAUACGUUGCGUCGGAUUAUCUAAUUCGCUUUGUAUCUUGCGUCGGAUUAUCCGAUUUGCUCCGUAUAUUGCGAUAAUGCCCCUAGUCCCGAUUAAAAAAAAUAGAAUUAACCCAUAUUUUAUAUCAGG
This is a messenger RNA of Anolis carolinensis (green anole), 2080 nucleotides long. It is a transcript of the gene yjefn3, whose product is annotated as YjeF N-terminal domain containing 3. The record is from RefSeq and is a predicted model, not a curated record. The transcript is spliced from 6 exons. Gene Ontology annotation, cellular component: mitochondrion. Gene Ontology annotation, molecular function: NAD(P)HX epimerase activity. The coding region runs from base 142 to 894 and encodes 250 amino acids. NCBI's taxonomy places the organism in Eukaryota, Metazoa, Chordata, Lepidosauria, Squamata, Anolidae.